UAUCUUGCCCGGCCAAACCUUCUCACGAGUUACGCCCAUAAUGGUUUUAUUACGGUGCUUAAUUUUUUAUUUUAUUUUUUUUACGAUACACGUGUAUUCUCUAACGUUGAUGAGUGUUUACAAUUGGAGGUGUACUUAACUCAGACUUAGAGUGCUCUGUGAAGGAUGUUCUCCAGAAUGAGGGACCACAGGGGCCUGGACAAGGCCCUGGUGAAGGAGCUGAACGCCUGCUGUGCGCAGGAGAGCAAGUUUCUUCCCAACAAGUCUGGUCUGAAGAUGAUGGAGUCCUCACAGAGCGGCGUCUCGGCCAAAUGCAGAGAUGCCCGAGUGGAGGAGCUGUGGGGUCUGACAAACUUCUUCGGGUACAGCACGCAAACAUUUGUCCGAGCAGUCAAUCUGAUGGAUCGAUUUCUUGCCGGUACGAAGGCGAAACCCGAACACGUGCCUUGCGUGUCCGUGUGCUGCCUCCACUUGGCGGCCGGUGUGACUGAGGAGGCCAAAGACGUGGCGCCCGUCUGUGAGCUCAUCCGCAUUAGCCACAGCAACUUCGCCAUGUCGGACCUCCGUCGCAUGAAGACGCUCGUAGUCCAGAAACUGGGCCCCGAGACCCCCGCGGUGACCGCCUUCACCUUCUUGCGCCUGUACUACUCGGCUUUGAGUGCAGUGUGCGAUGAUGUCAGGACAGAGAUCCCAAGCGUCAUGACGCUGGAAGCUCAGCUGAAAGCCUGCUUGUGUCGACUUGUUUUCUCCAAAGCAAAACCAUCCCUACUGGCCCUCGCACUGGUUGCCUAUGAGAUUGAAAGCCUGCAGUGUGCAGCCGCAUCAAAGAUGAUGCAGCAGAUGCAAAAAGCCACAAAGGUGUGUGACGGUGAUCUACGCCAUUGGCAGUACAUGGUGGGCAAGCGGAUGACGGAGUACCGCUCGGCUCAGUGCCACAAGCCCAACGGUAGGAAGCUGGUGUGGGCAGUGUCAAAGUGGACUGUGCAGAGUACGCACGGCACCCUCUGCACUGCCCCCCGUUUGCCCACCAUACACGAGGACGCCUGGGAUCACAGCCUAAGUGAGGUGGACACAAAUAGCGGCGAGGAUAGCCCUUGUGGCUCUCUGGGCAGUGUUGGUGAAGGAUCCUUCUUCCCUUCCUCCUAUUUGUGAAUCAUCACCACCUGUUUUUUUUCCUUUUCCAUAAACUUGGACUUGCUUCAUGCCUAGAAAAUUUGAAAACAUGAAGAAAAAAAAUGAAUAUUUGUAGUGGCUUCUUUGUGGCUUUUGUGUCCAUUUCAGUAAGACAUAAAAAUAGUUGCUGUUAACUCUCGCAUAACAUGCUGCCGAAGAGGAUUAUGACUAUUAUGUUCAAAUGUAAAAUUUCUAUGGGAAUGUUCCAGACUUAAUAUGCUGCAUUGUCCUAUGAAGCUCUUUUUCUUUACUUUUUUUUUUACUUACUGUAUUUUUUACCAAGCUUACAGUAUGAAAAAAAAUAUAUAUACACUUGUACAUAAUACCUUGUAAAAACGUGGGACGAAAUGCGGUUUUAUGUAUUUC
Syngnathoides biaculeatus (alligator pipefish) is the source of this 1539-nucleotide messenger RNA. Its product is annotated as cyclin-G1-like. The record is from RefSeq and is a predicted model, not a curated record. Gene Ontology annotation, molecular function: cyclin-dependent protein serine/threonine kinase regulator activity. Gene Ontology annotation, cellular component: cyclin-dependent protein kinase holoenzyme complex; cytoplasm; nucleus. Gene Ontology annotation, biological process: regulation of cyclin-dependent protein serine/threonine kinase activity; mitotic cell cycle phase transition. The transcript is spliced from 8 exons. NCBI's taxonomy places the organism in Eukaryota, Metazoa, Chordata, Actinopteri, Syngnathiformes, Syngnathidae. Bases 166 to 1152 code for a protein of 328 amino acids.